Molecule: messenger RNA, 3255 nt
Organism: Dermacentor andersoni
Lineage: Eukaryota; Metazoa; Arthropoda; Arachnida; Ixodida; Ixodidae
Product: BRISC and BRCA1-A complex member 1-like
Biological process (GO): double-strand break repair; positive regulation of DNA repair; mitotic G2 DNA damage checkpoint signaling
Cellular component (GO): BRCA1-A complex; nuclear body; BRISC complex
Source: RefSeq, a predicted model, not a curated record
CGCGUGUCCGCCGCAAACAUGGCGGCAGCCAGAGAGAGUGAAUUCGACUUUGGACUCGAAAGUACGGAAGACUCGACGCUGUUAGCAGCCCGAGCUGGCGCUGGCGCUAUGGAAAGCGCUCCGACGACGAGCCAGGUCGUCCACGUCAAGGUGCCCUCGCGUAUCGAUGACAGCGAGGAAGACAGCGACUCGUCGAGUCCGCGCGACUUGUGGGACGCUGUAAAGAUCGACCUAGCUCAGGCGGGUUCGGACUCGGACAACGUCGUGAAGGACUCUAGAAUUAGCCGGGGCCCAUCUGUGGACAGGGAAAAUGUGCCCGUCGAGAGGACCUUGCCGCAAAUGAACUGCCCUGAGAGAAUCGUUAUAUGCGUUGACCUUUGUUCAGAGAUGGAGGACAUGCCAUUCACAUUCUCAGAUGGGUCAAAGCACUCCCCCCUGUUCAUGAUCAAGCGGGUGGUUGAGCUGUUUGUACAUAACAAGCACAAAAUAGACAAGCGACAUGAAUUCGCCCUCGUUGUCUUCCACGAAGUGCCUCUUUGGAUCAGAAACUUCACAAACGACCCAAAGGAAAUCUCCAACUUCCUUGAGGACCUCAAUGAGACAAGGCAUUGUGAAAGCUGUGACCUCACUGGCUUGUUUGAUGCAAUAACUGAGCACACCCACAUCCCGGAAGUGGGCAGGGAGGGACCCUUCCCACCACCUUUCCUGGUUCGAACAAUCCUCAUCUAUGGCCGGUCCAACAGCGUACCCCAGGUUCACAGCAACCUGCAGAUGCUCAAACAGAUGAUGCAUUCUCUCUACUUCUUUCUCGACAUCCUGUAUGUUCAUGAACCCUUGUCCGAGACGAACUGCUGCCAGGAGAUAUUCAACGCUUUUGUCGCCCUCGACGACCACCUGCAGUCCUACAUGUUCGAGGUGUCGCGGAAUGCCACGAAGCUCCACAACUGCAUGGCCAAGCUUUUGGCCCACCCGCUACAGAGGCUGCAGCAGCACUUAGCCCACUACAAGCUCAAGGCCGACGAGAGCCCAAGUUGAGGCAGAGGCUCUGGUUGCUUACUCUUCCCCAGACCCUCAACUAUAGAAUCGCGCAAAGCCUGUACAAAGCCUGUACACAAUGUAUAGUGAACAGUGGCCAACUCUUGACUGGAAGCCUGCUAAAACGCGUCUCGCCUGCAGCCACUUUCGCCAUCGUCUGCUUGUGGCUCAGCUGUUGUCCGCCUCUGUCAGCAGAGGGCCACUUGACUGGGGAAGCCGUCGGAAGUGUGCAUUCCGUUCAGAUUGGGGAGAAGUCGUUCCUUUUUGGCAUUGUUUAAUUUUUGCAUUGUUGAUGCACUGUGUAGCGGUGAUGCUAUGUUUUACUACUUAGAAGGCUUUUGUACAUUGACUUGAAGAACACUGCUGCUUUCUGGGCCACAUUUCCCACGAGCUGCUUGAGGAUAAGAAUAACCUGCCUAAAGAGUGCACUUUUAAGCACCUGGAAAAUUUGUAUUUUUUAGUUACUGUCGAUGUGAGACAACUAGUGAGGCUGUAGUUUUGGAGAAAGUGUCACAUGCCUAACUUGUAAGCUUGCUUAUGGUUCCGUGUUAAAUCAAAGGAGAGAAAAUGUGCUGUGCUUAUGUCAUUUGCUCAUACAGUGGCAUAGUUUUGAUUACAAUUAUAUCUUUCUUUCUACAUUUGGCUGGCAUACACUUGUCCACGGCCCUGUUGAAAGCAAAUGCAAAGUUUCACACUAACGCAGUAGUUUAACACUGAUUGCUCAGCUUCUUAGUGCUGUCAUACAUUUUCUUAUACAUCCGCUGGUCGACUGUCUACAAACCAACAGUUGAUGGUGUGUACAAAACAAGAGAAUUGCUAGCAUGCUUUUAUAUGUAUUUAUUGUUGUUGGUAAUUGGCUACCUUUCUCUUUUUAAGGUAAAGUUAAUACAAGAAGUUGAGCUAGUUGGAAGCAUGACAUUAUUAGUUAAUUUCCAGUGGUUAGUGGAAAAGAGAACAGAAGGCAAAAGGACAAAGCAAUAAGACUGAAGGAAUGGUGGUAUUCAACGUGUCUUUGCUUCUGUAGAAACAUUACAACCCAUAUAAUGGUAAAUUGGGGCACAAUCAAUGUCCAUCACACUUGGACUGCACGGAGAUACUCAAAUUCUUUAUUUGACAGUGUGAUUGACACCAUGCUCACACAGCUAUCAUCUUUUUUAAUGCAAGAGGCUUCAUGCACCAAUCUGAGCUGUCAAAGAAUUUUAUUAUCUCUGUCAGCAGCUGCAUGUUACGUAUGAUAUGAGCUGUGAUGUGGAUGUGCAUUGAUUAUGCCCCUGUCCGUCGUUACAUGGGUUUAAUGUUUUUUGCGCAGUAAGGUUAACUUGAAGACCAGUUUUUCUACUGUCCUGUUGCUUUCUAUUCUUUUGCCUUACUUUCUCGUCUACACAAAAUUCUGGAAGUUUCUUAAUAAUGGUAAAGCGUGCUAUUACAUCUUGCCACCGUUUCGUGCAAGACAUGUAGCACUUGUCGGGCAUUGUAGUCGCUCACCACAACUAAUAGCUCUGCUUUUUCAUUGCAGUUUCGGUUGGCUGCAUUUUUUUUCUACGGUGCUGCUUGCUGAGUCUUGCUACUGUCACUGCUCUGUUCUCGGCAUUCUCAAGAGUUUCUGGAUUUAUAUAGUUUAUUGCUUGCACAAGCCAUCAUGUUCUCUAUCUGUGGGACAACCAAUUCAGCCGUGAAGACGGUCUUCCAACUAUGGAAUUGUUUUGAAUGCAAGUGUGGCUGGUCUGUCGACUGUGGCCGUAGGCAUUGCUGUUUUCGUUCAGCUUGUGCCAAAUGAUGCGCAUUUAAUUUGAACAAAAUUUUUCUCCAAUUCCCAAAAUGAUAAGCUUGUUUUUCAACACCUCGUACGGAAACACUAGUAUGCUCACAGACCGCGCCAAUGCUUCUCAAGGCGUCCAGCAUUUGAUGGAUGAUGCACUAGCAGCAUGAUGUCCAGUACCUUUACCUCAAGGGUUGUGAUCUCUCAUCAAGAGAUCAGCGGGCUGUGCCAGCCGAAGACACUCACCAAAGGUUAGUGCUUGUAUUUCAGCUAUUGCUGCAUGAAUGGAACACAUAACAUACAUGUCGAGGACCUUGUAAUAAAACCAUCCGCACGAGUUUCUGGGUGUCCUUAACACUGGCAGUGUUAAAAAACUUAAACGAGAAAAGUGUACAUAAUCAGUGUGUUGAUAUUUGCCGGAAAGAAUUUUCUAAUAAAGUGCGUAAUAUGUUUGCCCAUUG